UGUCCGAAUCCAGAGCCCCACUCACUCCUUCCUCUAGGGCUGCUGGCCCUUUAAAUCCCCGCCAGUGCUCAUUGGCGAGUGGCGCAGGGCCACGGGCCAAUCAGUGGCCUGCUUGGAGGCUGGCGGGAGGCGCUCUGGUUCCUAAGAGACGGGUGUGAACAAGCCGGCGGCGCUGAUGGAGGGGGUCCCUGAGGAGCCGCGCGCCGGGGCCCGCCGCUUCUCUUCGGCCGAGGAGGCCGCGCUGGAAGUGAGUUGGGUUCAAGGAUUCUCAAACAAGAACUUUGGCUUUAUCAAUAAUCAAACUGUCUGCUACCCUUGUGGCAAUUACAUCCUCUUCCUGGACAUUGAAACAAAGAAGACGACAGCACUGCAGUGUCAGGCUGGCCAGGUGGGAGCCUUCACAGCGAAUGGGAAUAGUCACGUGUUGGCCUUUUCAGACCGGAGGCUGAAUCCCAUCAUAUAUAUCUACACAUUUCCAGAGCUCACUAAACUGACGGAAUUAAAAGGUAACGCUCAGCUGGACUAUACCUUGCUUGCAUUGAGUUUCAGAGGCCCAUAUCUAGCCAGUUUCUCUUCCAUCCCAGAAUUUAUUCUUUCAGUAUGGAACUGGCAAGAAAAUAUCCUCCUUUGCAGCGAGUCUCAGCCAGGGGUAACAGCGACAUCUAUGAGUUUUAACCCUAUGAAUUGGCAACAACUCUGUCUUGUUGAUGAGAGCAAUGUUACUGUCUGGCAUAUUGAAAGAAAUAAUGAUGAACAUCAUCUGAAGCAAAACCCUGUGGAACUCCCUGAUGCACAAGGGUCGGUGAGUCAUCGUACGGAUUUGUUUUUUCCAAUUUCUUAUGAUGAAGACCCAUACUACGGCCCUCUUUUACCAGUUUCAGCCAUUGCUGGACUGGAAGGAGAUGAAGCAGAAACAUUCAUGCCUAGAAAUUAUAUCAAGCCUUUACUACAUCCCACUGCCCACUGCUGGUCUGCAACCUCAGAAGUUUAUGUGGGCUGCAAAGAAGGAUAUGUUUUAGCAAUUGAUUCUGAGACAUGCAGUGUUUCUGUUCUUCAACAAAAACCUCUGCCUGAUCACCUGCGUAAAAUGUCGGAUAUCGUAUCUUAUGUUCAUAAAGAAGUACAGAGAAAGAAAGGUGAUAAACCAACAGAUCUGCAAAAACCGGUUUUAUUUGGCAUGGCAUUUUGUAACGAGGGGCUGUACACAGCUGGAAGUGAGGGCAUUUUGUUCUUUUAUCAAAUCAAAGGUCUGCAGUACGAGAUGAAAAUUUAUGCUGAUAUCUUACAACCCAUAUCCAGCCUCAUAUUCUCCCCUGAUUACACUGUACUUCUGCUUGUCACUGACCAGGGGACACUCUAUACUUACAAACCUGCACAUACUGGAGAAGCUGUCAAAAUCCUGGACACAUGCAGAAGUUGUUUUCUGGCAGCUGAUUUUCUUCCAGGGAACAAGUACUGUGUGUCUGUAACAAUUUCAGGUGAAGUACAAGUUUGGUUGCUGAAAGAUGGAACUGGCCUCAGCAAGCUAAAUCUUAAUGUUCAGGCAACGGCUAUGGCUUGCUGUCCCUCCUCCAACAGCGUUGCUGUAGGGACCAAAAGAGGUCAGAUCUAUUUCCUUGAUGUUACUGAAGCUGAAGCUCCACGGGUUGUUCACAGAAUUUUUGUUUCUGAAUUUCCAGUGCUGUCUUUGCAUUAUGAUCAGAGGGGCCAGUUCGUCAUCGCUAGAGCUACACAAGGACACAUCUUUAUUCUAGAUGCCCGGCCUUCCAAAUUAUUCGAAGUUCUUGGAUAUGUAGAGUUGGAAGGUGAAGUGCUGGAUCUUUCUGUACUUUCUGACUUCAAGAGCGACUUAGUUGAAGUGGUGGUACUUCUUAAUGUAGCAGUGGUCCAGCGGGCAAGACUGGAAACUUUUUGUCUAUCUUCAGCACUCGCAACAGAUAAUGAUAAGUAUGUUAAUGCACAUGGAAUGUUUAAUGCUAGUGCCAUUAAAAUGAAGCGAUAUGAUCUGGAUUACUCUCUGAGCUCAGCAGUCAGGUUGAAGGAUAACACUGUGUAUGGCUACUGCACCUGUGCACCUUUCAUCUGUAAAUACCGUCUCUCUGAAGAGAAUAUGUCAAAAGAUUCAUCAGUGUUUUUAUCAGAAAAGAGGACUCGUGGCAAUCAGUUGGGAUCAGGUUUCCUCUGUUUAUCACCCAACAGCCGGUGGCUGGCUUCAGCAGCAAAGGAUGGUGUUUUGCUCGUCUAUGAUACCUUUACUAUGGAUAUACUUGCUCAAAAGCAUUGUCACUCACAUCAAGGAGGAGGAAUCAGAUCCGUGGUAUUUUCACUGGAUGGUAAAUUCAUCCUCGUUAAUGGCAAAAAUGAUGGUGCCCUGGUGUGUCUGAAAUGGAAGAAGUUAAAGAAAACUGAAGUUAAGGAAGCUGCUUCUUACUGGAAAUCUCUUCUGGCUAUACUGAACAAGUCCACUUCAAAUGAAAAUGCUUUUUUACGAUCUAUGUCAGAAUGUCAGUUUGAUCCAGAAUCCAAAUUAGGAUCACUUCCAGAAGAGAAAGUUAAGGAAGCACCACUUAAAUCUUCCAAUGUAGAGGUGACAGAAGAAGAUGGAAAGAUCACCACUUUGUAUUCAUCUGGAACCAUUGACAUGACAUGGAUAGGUCAGAAAAUAAAGAAGGUUAUGAAAGAAGAGACUCAGAGGUUUGGUAACCAGAAGAAAGAGCUGGAAAUGGAAGUAGAAAAGCUGCAUGAAACAAUUCAGAAAAUGAUGCUUGAAAAUGAACAGGUGCCAGACACUGAGAAACUAGAGCCACAGGAGUUCAACCUGGAUAUAGAAGAACAGGAAAAAGCUCAAGCAGAGGCUGAACAAAAAGUGAUUAUGACUAGGAAGGAGAUUGAGAUGGAGAAUUUAGCCAACCGCUAUGUGCAGCAUGUCAUCAAACGUGAGUGCUGGGAUGCUAUGUAUAUAAAAGGACGUGCAGUUAAGAGCUUCCAUACGGCUCAUGAAGUGAAGAAUUAUCCAUUGAAGAAACGUAGUAAAGAAGAGCUGGAAACACUGGAGAAAGUUCUCAGGUUAAAGAAGGUUGAAACAGCUGAUGUUAAGGAAGAAAGAGAGAAGGCAGAAGUAAUGGCUGAUGAUAGUGCAUCUUGCUGCCUGAUUGGAAGUCUGAGCUCUCAGUACGGUGGAGACACGUCUAUCCUAUACAGCCAAUGGGACUUGCACACCAGGGAGCAGAAAGUCAACCAGAUAGUAUUAUUGCAGGACAUCAUUUACAACCUGAAAACUGCUUUUAAUAAGGAAUUUGACAAAGUUGCACGACAAAAGGAGCAGGACAUAGCACGAGUGAAAGAAAGGAACCGGAGGAUCCAUGAAAUCUUGGCACAACUUGAACUCCAAGUGGAAGUGUGGGAGCCAGCUCUUACAGAUGAUGAGAUGCCAGAGCGAGCAUUCACUGUUCAGGAUUCAGAGAUUAAAGCUGAAAAAUACUUGACUCAAGAAGAGAGAGAGAAAGCAGAAAUGCUGGCUAGGAUUGAAAUGGAAAGACAACUUGCUGCUACGGACAAUGAGAGACUGCGUGCUCUUGAUGACAUGAUGGGUGGAGUGCUAGAAGUCAAAAAGGAAGACAUCUUGAAAAUGGAUAUUCCUCCACCUGCUUUUAUAUCCCAACCUGAGUAUAUUUGGACUGAUGAAGAAAAGGAAAAAAUUAGAGACUAUGAGAAAAAAGUCAAGAAGCUGAAUGAAGAAAAAGAAAAGUACAGAAUGUCACUAGAAGAUGAAUUGGAGAAGCUUGAAGCUUCUAUACAAGAAACAACACAGAAUUUUGAUGAGACUGUACGCAAACUCUCUGAAAAGAAAGUGAAAUUAGAGAUGGUCAUCUAUCAGGAAGAACUCAAAAUAGUCAAUCUUGUUUAUGCUUUAAUGUUGGAUGAAGAGUUGGGCACCAGAGAAACUGGACUUCAUAAUUUCCUUAUGAAAAAGGAGAAAGAAAAAGUCAAGACUGCAAGAACAAUCCAGAUGACAAAAAGUAAAAUUGAGGCUUACAUAGACGCCUAUGAAAAUGCCGUAGUUCAAGAUAAGGAUGUGGAAUCUAGUUUUGCAAGGGAGUUUGCUGACGUACCUGCCAAUUUCCUUGAGGAACUUAUCCAACUUUACAGGCAGCGACCAAAGACUCCAGUGAAAGAAACUGUCCUUGACACAGCUAACCCCUAUGGGAAGUGUUUGGGCUCAGCUGAAGAUAAUAAAGGUGCACUUACCCUUUUAAUGAAAGCCAUGGAUGAACUGGAUAGUCCUGAGCACAUGCCUGAUGGCUUAGAUCUGUCUAUAUGGGAAAAUUUUUGUCUAGCUAGACGAAAUAAAAUGGAGAGUGAGGAGCUGGUGAAAUGGAAGUCCCAGACUCUGGCAGAGAUGCAGGCCUUUCUCCAGAGAAGAGUAGAUGACAGCAAUAAAAUUGAUUCAGAAAUAGAAAACAUUUUCCAGGAACUCACUUGGCUGCGAGAGGAGAAGAUGAAACUUCAGUUGAAUUUGACUAUCCAGUUUUUGCUAAAACAAGGACAAGUAGAAUUGGAAAACACAGAGAUCCCAGAAUACAGUGAUGCCAUUCUCAUUAGUAAGAGCGUUAUUGAAGAACUGAAUCGCAAUAUCAUGGCUGAAGCAGAAAAAAAAAUUGCUAGCAUGGUGGAAUAUAAGGACUUCUCUAAAGGGAUAUUUCAGCUGGAAUGGGAACACAGGAAAAUGAGAAUGCAGAUAGAAGAUUUGCAACAGAAAGCUCGGGAUAUUGUAUCACUAAUUAUUUCCAAAGAUCGCCAGCUACUCCUAACUGUGCCGAACUACAACAGCAACGUUGCCCACCGCAUUUCAGUGAUGGAGCAGACUCUUGGCAUGAUGGAUAAGCUGCACAAGAAGAAUGUGAAGAACCGCCAGAAAAAAGUUAAAGAAUUGGAGAAAUGCAUCCGUUUAAAAGAGCAAGAAAACUAUGAGCUCAGCCUGGAGCUUAAAGAAAUGCUGGUCUCUACUUCAGAAAGGAGGCAUAUCUUUGAGGCAGCUGACACACGGCAUAUUACUGAAAAGGUUGCAAGGCAGCGCUACCAAGAGAUCUUGAAGCAGAAAUACCUACGGGGGCAGAUCAAGGAAGAGAAGGAAGAGUUUGAAAUUCUUCAGGCACAAGUUGAAAGACUGAGAUCAAGAAUAUUCCCUAUUCUUUAAAACUCAGAGUCCAGGUAGAUAUACAAUACCAUGGUCAUGGCUAAGAAAAGGAGCUUUGACACCUUCU
Neopsephotus bourkii (Bourke's parrot) is the source of this 5264-nucleotide messenger RNA. It is a transcript of the gene CFAP43, whose product is annotated as cilia and flagella associated protein 43. The record is from RefSeq and is a predicted model, not a curated record. Lineage: Eukaryota; Metazoa; Chordata; Aves; Psittaciformes; Psittacidae. Gene Ontology annotation, molecular function: protein binding. Gene Ontology annotation, biological process: cilium assembly; sperm axoneme assembly. The transcript has 39 exons. Gene Ontology annotation, cellular component: axoneme. Bases 176 to 5197 code for a protein of 1673 amino acids.